Molecule: messenger RNA, 5454 nt
Organism: Mya arenaria
Lineage: Eukaryota; Metazoa; Mollusca; Bivalvia; Myida; Myidae
Product: melanocyte-stimulating hormone receptor-like
Exons: 2
Coding region: 636-1838 (400 amino acids)
Biological process (GO): G protein-coupled receptor signaling pathway
Cellular component (GO): membrane
Molecular function (GO): G protein-coupled receptor activity
Source: RefSeq, a predicted model, not a curated record
CAGCUUUGCUCAGUUUUAUUCGAGCAGUCACCUUGCCAGGAACACUUUGCGUUGAAAGCAGAUCAACGAUUUUAGAACGUGUGUGUUAUGUUCAUAACAAAGACAACAGUUGAUUGUGUUGGAUAUAUUUGAUGAAGGAGAGAGCACGAAGGAUUAUAGGAAAUAUAACGGCAGCAAUCAGAGUAUUUACAAGAUAAAGGACUCGAAAUGCAAUGGAUGUUUAAUAGAAUCUUGAAGAAACAAAUAUUUAAUCGAUGAAGAAAAAUCAAGUGACGUGGGAUUAAGAACAUUAAACUAUAAUAGAAGUAAGGAAUAUAAAGUGACAGUGUUAAUAAGGAGGAUAAAGUGAUAGUGAAGAAAAAUUAGUAUAAUAUGAGAACUGAAUGUAAAUAAGAAAGUAACAUAAUAAGGAUGAACAAACAAGUAGUAGUUUGAACGAACAGAAUAAAAUUAAAUAAGUCGUAAACAACUACAGGAAAGGUUAAUAAGAGUGGCUUCAUAAAUGACAAUGGAGUGGGUUGAACUACGCGAAGGUAACAGGCCAUUAGAAGGUAAACCGGAUAAAUAAACAAUUUUACAUAGGGAACAUUUUACCAGCAAAGCAUAACAACUAUGCACUAAGAAAAAAAAGAAAUAUGUACAAUAUAACAACGUCCAUAAUCCCUUUGGUGACUUUGACAGUUGUGAAUAAUGAUACAGAAAAUUUUGAUAACAAGACGUUUAGCAACAGCGGUACCUAUCAAGGCUAUCGAGAGCCCACGGAGAUCAUGAAGCUAAUAUUGAUAGUUUUCGGAUUUUUAGCAAAUGUUUUCUCAAUAUUAGCUACUUUAAACGUUCCUCGCGAGCGAUGGUCACCGUAUAACACUCUAAUAAUCAACUUGGGAGUGUCUGAUAUCAUGGUGAUACUCUCCUGUGUUCUUCAUGAUAUAUUCAUGUUUAACAAUCAAUUUCACCCUUGCACGCCUGUUCUGAGACGGAUGUUCCUCAAUAUUGCGCUGACGUCAACAUUGUUCAACCUUGUGUUGAUGGCUGUAGACCAUUACGUCGCCAUCAUGCAGGCCUUGUAUUACGAUCGCUUCUUCUCCAAGCGGAAAGUGAGAUUCAUCAUUGCAACUUUGUGGGCGAUAAGUAUUUUCUGCGGAGUGUUGGAUUUAUUUGUAAGUUUACCUAGCUUUCGGAAAGAAGAAACAACAUUUUGUGAUCAUGUUAAUACUGUGAAUAGAACAACAUUUAACUACGAAUUUGUCAUUGUCAUAUUCAUUUUUGUCGUAUUGGUCGGACUUUUGAUAAUCUACACACGGAUCUGCUAUCAAGUGAGGAAACUCGUUCGUGAUGACCGCCAUAAUCGGCUACAAAGUUCCCAUUCAAUGAAAGCAAUUGUCACAACAUUCCUAAUAAUUGGAACAUUUGCACUUUGUUGGUGCCCAAUAGGAUUAUACCACACCGUACUGUACAUAUUACGACCCGAUUUUUCCAAAAUGACUACAGCUGCUAUCGACAAAUUGCUCUUAGUUAACGCCAUUCUGUUCCUGUUAGUCAUAUUGAACACACUCUGCGACCCUGUUAUCUACGCCUUGAGAAGGUCCGAAGUGAAACUUGGCUAUAUCCGAGUUUACAAUAGACUUCUAAGAAAGAGAAGGAGUUCUUCAUUUUAUGAAAACGAAAUGCACUCACAGUUCAGACGCAGAAAUGAUUCGCGUGAUACUGAGAGUGCCGACUAUACGAUUGUUACAAGUCUGAGUAUCACCGACAAGACUAAGUCGACAUGUACUUCAAUUUGCACGUCGCCUACUGACAGGAGUGUGCAAUCCAAAUUUGGGUUUGAAAGGGACAAUUGAUCAGAUUGUUAACAGAUGGCAAUACUAUUCUUUACUUGUUAAAAUAAAGUUUACUGAAUCAUAGUAAUAUUAUGAAAACCUAUCACAAUAUGUGUCAAAUGACGUAAUUACCAUUAUGUCAUAUUUACAUUGAAAUAUAUUAAAAAAGUAAUGAGGAGUAUUUGGGGGGCAUAUGUGAAACUGUAAUAACAGGUAACACAAAGAACGGAAAAAAACAUUAUCAUGUCCAUGUUUAGUAUGUUUAAACCUGUGGGUCAUUUAUUUGGUGGUUAUGUGCAUGUACUGACCGAAACUAUACCAUUAUGUGUUAUAUCUGUUUUUCGAAGAAAAGCGACAAGGCAUAGUUAUAGUCUUAGUGUCGUUGUCGACGAUGGCCUACCCAUCGGGUUGGUAGUUAACGGCAUCCAAAACAUCUUAAUUGAUCUUUAAUAUAAUUUUGCAAGAAAUUCAAAUUAAUAUUUGUACAAUUUAAACACACAUGCACAGCGGAAACUAAAACUCUUGUUUUAAUUAAUGUCGAGAAAUGUCCUUUCCUCCACGUUAAAGAGGAUUGUUCGCGUUUGCUAAGCAUUUUCUCUUCUUAACUAUUACAUAGCAAUUAUUAUCUAACCAAGAAGUUGAUAAAUGUGUGAGGAAGGUUUCUGACUGAUUUAAAAAUAUACUUAAGCUGACAUUGACGGUUAUUUAAUUUAAUUAUUACAGUGCCAAACUUGUGAAAGAUUACACAAUUUACACCCUUAGUCAUUGGUCAAAUAAGGUUUUACUGCUGAACAGACCGGUGUUGCUAAAAAUGUUGUGGCGCUUAUAUAAUUAUUGUUAGUGUGUUAUCAUGAUUUGCAAAAGAAGUACUAAACCUCAUAGUCUUUUACUUCUGAUCAUUUUUAGACUAUAGAAAAUAACUUAUACUGCUUUGUGUGUUAAAAUAGAGCAUUACUUAUUUCAAACCCAACACCUAAAUGUGUGUUAAUGAUACUUGCUAAAUUUGAUAUAUCUUUAUGAAAUUAUUAUUUUAAUCACACAUACAAAUGCAUUUAAUUAAAAACUUUUAAAACCGACAAUAAAAAGCACACCAAACACCUUACACACCAAACACGUCGCUACAAUUAAAUGUUUCACAUAUAGAAAACAGCUGUAUCUUGGAAUAAUUGAAAAUUAUGUUUUUUUCGAACAUUAUAUUGUCUUGCUUUCGGAACUUACUUUUUGAAAAAGAUACUUUUAUUAAUUUAUCAGCGAUAUUUUUAAUAUCAAAUACAUAUUCCAGCAAAAUGCUUUGCACUUGAUGUUACUGUUGCUUAUAUCUACAUAUUGCAACGGGAAAUGUUGUAUAUUCUGAACCUAAAAACAUAAACUGAUGGACCAUUGCAAAUGGAGAAUCUAUACAAAGCUUAUGAUAAAAUCAAUAAUAUUAUGUGCCGUUAAAGCAGAAUGUACUCGGUAAUUAUUUGUUAUACAAUUUCACGAAAAAACAGAUGUUCUAAAUCACUAAUUUUAAUUGCGAGUUUAUGCUUAAACAAUAUUACUGUUAAACUAUUUGUGUAGACCGUGACUCAAAAUUAAAAAUAUAAUGCAUUCUGCAUAAUCUUAUAUAUUUCCUGCUUUUAUUUAACUAUUGUAUUUUCCACAAUACAUAUCGAAAAAAAAAUGUUUACAAUUUUUUCACGUCGCAAUUUAUCGAAAGAACAGGCAUACAGUAAUUUUAAAUAUAUUGAGAAAUACAAUCUUGACCUUGCCUUAUUUUUUCGGCCUGCUUUGGAAUUUCUCUAUAUGGUAAUGUUGUAGCCCUUUUAUAAUUAUUAUUAGCAUGUUUUCAUGAUUUGCAAAAGAAGUACUAAACCUAAUAGUCUUUUACUUCUGACCAUUGUUAGACGAUAGUUAUAGAAACUAUAUAAUUAUUGACUGAUUUGACUGCAACGUUAUACUGAACUAUUCAACUUGAUGAGUUUAAUAAUAUAGUGUGGAGUUAUGUAACUCUACAAAAAAGUUACAAUAUGAUAGGCAAUCAAUCGUGAGCGAUAUAGUUUGUUUAUACAAAUAGGAUAUAGAAUACGGUACCAUACAGCGUAAAUUUUGUCACGAAGGUGGGACAAUACACGCUCAAGUUAGCGAGUGGACAGAAAUGUAUUUUGUCAAACUUUCACUCCUGUUGGAACAGUAGAAUCUACCUGUAUAUCAAAUAUUGUGGAGUUAGUUUGCUCAAAGCACACUGUUAACAAGUUUGGUAAAGAUUGAAUCACACUUGCGCAAGAAAGGGAGCGGCCUAGGUUAGUUAAGUCCUAUUGUUAUAUUUCAAAGGCCAUUAUUUCAAAAUGAGUAGGGUAAACGGUCUGACAUGUUUCUGGUAUAUUAUGCAGAUUAGCAUUCUCACUAUGUUUCGUAAAUAUAUGAACACGAUAGGGAGAGGAAAAGGUAAAUGAAGCAAUGUUUUACAAUGUAAGGAUUAUAACUCUAUUGCGAAUAGUGUGAUAUCUGGAUGUUAAUCAAAUUUGGAUCAGAUGGUUUUCCCACAAACUUUUGAUCAAGAGUGGAUAUUAAUGAUAUUAGCAAGUAGGAGAAGAGCCCAUAAAGGAAAUUUGGUCACAUUUAGGCAUGCCAGAGGCCAUAACUCUACAAUGCAGUAGCGGGAUCUGAUUGUCGAUGUCACUAUGCCAUUAUAUUUCGACAAUUAGCAUUAUAAAUGUAUAUGGUAAAUAUUGAAUUAAACAUGCUAACCAUAAUAGAAAGCGGAUUUCAAAGUGUAAUACCGCUGUCUGCUGUGUUGCAUGCACAUUGCAGGAAAUGACAGUAUAUACCCAACAAGACGAAACACAGCAAAUCCAAACAAAAAAGAAAUAAGGAAUUUGCAUGUCAUUAUUUCAAUUUAUAAACCACAAAAACGAAUGCCACAAGUGUCAAUUAUACGAAGAAAAAAUACAACGAAGAAACUGUUUAAUCAGGUUGUGAAGGACACCAUUCAAUUAAUAGCUUUCUGGUUUAGGUGAAUAUAGUUAUACCUUAUCUGAACGAUACUUAGUAUGAAGCCUACAUAUGACAUGAUGUCAAUUAUAUGUAUAUGUGAUAAUUAUAAAUGCCGUGAACUACAAAACAUGGUGUCUCAUUUGUUUAUUCAUUUCCAAUGCAACAAGUGAUCUGAAUGCGCGUGCUUUGCUGUUACAUAGCUCAUCGCGUGCUGGUACUUUUUGUAUUCGAACGUCGUGUCGUUAUGGAACUAAAUGCAUUUAUAGCCAGAGCAUAUGUCUAGGACGUGUAGGUAAACUACCUUGAUCAACCCCUGUUUUAGCAAUGAUAAUUAUAGGAUGAAAUUUAACACAUCAAGGUAUAAGGCAGAGCAGUAUAAUAAUCAUUGAUUGUUUUUAGAUAAGAUUAAACUAGUAAACGCGUUCGUGGCGUGCGUAGUACUUCAGCUUAUCGUCAGCAAAUUUAAUAUCGAUUAUGUAUUUUAAAUCAUUGAUUUUCAAUACGUAGAUGUAUACAAAUGUAUAUAUAAGUGACGACCAAAAUCGUAUUUGUUUUACGCAAUUUCCCACGUUAAAGUGUGUUAUACACAUCUUACCUUGAUAUUCUGAUUGUAGAACAUAUCAAGUAUUUCAUAUAUGAAAUAGUGUUCUAAUAAACCUGA